Messenger RNA from Thalassophryne amazonica, 1341 nucleotides. RefSeq names its product hyaluronan synthase 2-like. Gene Ontology annotation, biological process: hyaluronan biosynthetic process; extracellular matrix assembly. The record is from RefSeq and is a predicted model, not a curated record. Gene Ontology annotation, molecular function: hyaluronan synthase activity. NCBI's taxonomy places the organism in Eukaryota, Metazoa, Chordata, Actinopteri, Batrachoidiformes, Batrachoididae.
GUGUGUGACUCUGACACCAUGCUGGAUCCAGCAUCAUCGGUGGAGAUGGUGAAAGUUCUAGAAGAAGACCCCAUGGUGGGAGGUGGAGGAGAUGUUCAGAUCCUCAAUAAAUACGAGUCAUGGAUCUCCUUCCUGAGCAGUGUACGGUACUGGAUGGCUUUCAACAUCGAGCGGGCGUGUCAGUCCUAUUUUGGCUGUGUGCAGUGCAUCAGCGGACCUCUGGGAAUGUAUCGGAACUCCCUCCUGCACGAGUUCCUGGAGGACUGGUACAAUCAGACCUUUAUGGGAUCCCAUUGUAGCUUUGGCGAUGAUCGCCACCUCACAAACAGAGUCCUGAGCCUCGGUUAUUCGACUAAAUACACAGCACGGUCAAAGUGCCUCACCGAGACGCCGAUUACGUAUCUGCGCUGGCUCAACCAGCAGACUCGAUGGAGUAAGUCUUAUUUCAGAGAAUGGCUUUACAACUCCCUGUGGUUCCACAAACAUCACCUGUGGAUGACAUAUGCUGUUAUCACAGGGUUCUUCCCCUUCUUCCUCAUCGCCACUGCAAUACAACUCUUCUACCAAGGAAGGCUCUGGAAUAUUCUGCUAUUUCUGCUCAUUGUGCAGGGUGGCACUAUCAAGUCGUCCUUCGCCAGUUGCCUCAGAGGUAACAUUGUCAUGGUGUUCAUGUCCUUCUACUCUGUAUUGUACAUGUCAAGCUUGUUACCGGCUAAAAUGUUUGCAAUAGCAACAAUCAACAAGUCUGGAUGGGGAACGUCCGGGAGGAAAACAAUUGUGGUCAACUUCAUUGGUCUGAUUCCUAUAUCGGUUUGGUUUACCAUCCUCUUCAUUGGGAUUAUCUACACAGCAGUUCAGCAGACGAGGACACCAUUUCCUGAUGCCGAAAAGAUUGUCCUGAUCGUUGGGGCAGUUGUAUACGCCAGUUACUGGGUCAUACUAUUGACGUUGUAUACUGUGCUCAUCAGUAAAUGUGGGCGGAGGAAGAAGGAGACGGACUACGAUAUGGUGAUGGAUGUAUGAUCCACAGGUCAUCAUUUGUACUGGAUUCUGGUUUUGGGUUACUUUUGCUCACACCUUGACGUUUUUUUAAAUGCUAAGCAGCUCUGGGGCCCAUUCUCCACGUUCGACCACUGUUAACUGGAUUGAUUUGUUGACCAUUUGGCGUGAUCUAGGAUUUCUCGGUUCUUCGAAGCAGUUGUUCAAUUGGUUGUCACAGCAACAUAUCUGUAAGGUCAAACCUACUCGGGAACAGGUUUAUUCACUGUAAACAGGAUGAGAUGAUGGACAUCAGUGGUGUUAUUUUAGGAAUAUGCCAUUCCUGUGGGAGACACCGGAUGU